AUGACACAGGUGACACUAGAUCAUAUACUUCAAGCGGCUGAACGUAUUCAAGUUCAUCGCACACCCGUGAUGUCAAGUCAAACAAUAAACGAAUAUGCAUCCAAAGAAUCUCCUGUCGAAUUAUUCUUCAAGUGUGAAUUACUGCAAAAGACAGGCUCAUUUAAGUUUAGGGGAGCAAGUAAUGCUAUUCAAUUGCUCACACCAGAAGAAGCCAAGAAUGGGGUUGUAUGUCAUUCAUCUGGUAAUCAUGCACAAGCAGUGGCCUUGGCUGCAAAACAAAGAGGGAUACCAGCCUACAUUGUUAUGCCAAAGACUGCGGCGGCUAUUAAAAAGGAAGCGGUCAUUGGCUAUGGUGCAAAAAUAAUUGAAUGUGAGUCAUCUCAGGCUGAUCGUGAGAAAGUGGCAAAGGAGGUGUUAAAACAAACAGGCGCAGCCAUGGUUCAUCCUUUUAAUGAUCCCAAUGUGAUAGCAGGACAAGGAACAAUUGUACUUGAGUUACUAAGUCAAGUGAAUGAUUUAGAUGCUAUUAUUAUUCCUGUCGGGGGAGGGGGUAUGUUGACAGGAUGCUCUAUUGCAGCCAAAUCAUUAAAUCCGCGUAUCAAGAUAUAUGCAGUGGAGCCAGAAGCAACGGAUGACACUCGUAGAUCAUUCAAGAGCAAACAGAGAUUUUCAAAUGAACUUGGACGUACAUCUGUUGCAGAUGGUUUAGCAGCCGACUUGGGAGAGAUCGCAUUUGAAUCCAUGCAGAAAUAUGUUGAUGAUGUGUUUACAGCGAGUGAAAGGGAAAUUAUUCAAGCAACCGAAAUUAUCUGGAAAAGAUUGAAGCAGUGUAUUGAACCUAGUGCAGGCGUUGGAGUAGGAGUAGCCUUGUUUAAUAAAGAGUUUCAAGAGAGGAUAAAGAAAGAGAAAAUACAAAGAAUUGGAGUCAUUCUCUGUGGUGGCAAUGUUGACAUAAUCAAUAUGGCAAAAUUAUUUUCUGAAUUAUAA
Rhizopus microsporus ATCC 52813 is the source of this 987-nucleotide messenger RNA. RefSeq names its product putative serine racemase. The coding region runs from base 1 to 987 and encodes 328 amino acids. The record is from RefSeq and is a predicted model, not a curated record. Gene Ontology annotation, molecular function: threonine racemase activity; magnesium ion binding; L-serine ammonia-lyase activity. Gene Ontology annotation, biological process: pyruvate biosynthetic process; D-serine biosynthetic process; L-serine metabolic process. The transcript has 3 exons. NCBI's taxonomy places the organism in Eukaryota, Fungi, Mucoromycota, Mucoromycetes, Mucorales, Rhizopodaceae.